This is a messenger RNA of Saxophila tyrrhenica, 1476 nucleotides long. RefSeq names its product Small subunit (SSU) processome component (gene UTP5). The transcript has a single exon. Lineage: Eukaryota; Fungi; Ascomycota; Dothideomycetes; Mycosphaerellales; Extremaceae. Gene Ontology annotation, cellular component: nucleolus. Bases 1 to 1476 code for a protein of 491 amino acids. Gene Ontology annotation, biological process: maturation of SSU-rRNA from tricistronic rRNA transcript (SSU-rRNA, 5.8S rRNA, LSU-rRNA). The record is from RefSeq and is a predicted model, not a curated record.
AUGAGUACCGCCAAGCGGUCCCGACGGCGGCAACCGGACGCCAGAGCAGCCUCUCCGCUCCCAGCGUCCAAGCGGAUCAAGACUACAAAAACUUCUCACGUGCCUGCUCGGCAUGGCCUCGACUUCCUGGUCGACGACGACGCCAAGCAGGGGAAGCGACUGGAGGCGAAGCUCACCAAUGGAGUCUCGAAGUCAGCUACAAACCGAGUGGACGAGUCGCGUGCGGCGGUGGCACCCAAUGUGCCGGACAAAGACCAGGUAGGUGCUUCGCAGCAGAACGCGAUCGAUAUCUCGAGUGUGGAGGACAGCAGCAGUGAUGAGUCUGUUGAUGAAGAUGGACCUGCGGCCGUGGCAGGCGGCGGGGCGAAUGGCAUGGCAGAGGGCAAGCAGAUGGUGAAUGGUCAUGGUUCGGAGCGGGAGGAAGACGACGAUGCAGCGGACGAGGCUGUUGGUGGAGCAGAGGAUGUCGAUAUGGAUGAUGAAGCGGAGGACAUCAAUGGCGAGGCGGAAGAGCCAUCUUUCGGUGAACUGCUGCAAGCGCGGCAUCCGGACCCCAUUGACGUGCAGGCAUCGUUCCCCGACCCUCUGAUGGACCGACAAGCUCUCGCAACCACGUCCGGGGAUCGCACACUUGGAGCGCCGUCCGGCACGACUCUGCGUACUGUCCUGACGCAAGCCCUCAAAACGAACGACCGAGAACUACUCGAACGAUGCUUCCAGACCAGCAAUCUCAACGACAUCCGAGCUACCAUCGAACGCUUGCAAUCACAACAUGUCACCACACUCUUACAACGCCUCGCCGAACGCAUACACAAGCGGCCUGGUCGAACCGGCAACCUCAUCACCUGGGUGCAGUGGUCACUGGUGGCGCACGGCGCAUACUUGGCCAGCCAGCCGCAAGUCAUGAGGAAGCUGAAGAGUCUGGAACAAGUUCUCCGCGAACGAGCGAACGGACUGCAGCCCUUACUGCGUCUUAAGGGCAAGCUGGAUAUGCUGCAGGCACAGCUGGAGUUGAGGCAAAGGAUGAGGGCAGCAUCUCGGGCCGCGAGUGUGGGUGAGGACGACGAUGAGGAGGGCGUCGUGUACGUGGAAGGUCAGGGUGACGAUUUUUCGGAUAGUGAAGAUGCCGCGGAGGGUGGUCAGCCUGGCGGGAGCACGUUGGAACCACCUAUACCAAAGUUCAAAGGACUAAUCGCCAACCCUCGGAGCGACAUUGCAGAGUCAAGCGAUGAAAGCGAGAGCGACGACGAUCUACCGAAUGGUGUCGCGCAAGAAGGCGAGGAUGGAGUAUCUGAAGAUGACGAUGCAGAGGAAGGAAUGUUUGACAUCGAAGCGGAGGAAACUUCCGACGAAGCCAGCGAGGACGAGAACGAUGUGCCGAGCGCCGCAGAAUCAGACGACGAGUCCGACUCUUCUGCUAGCGAGGAGAUCACUGUACAGCAACCUAAGCCGAGCAAGCUCAACCGCAAGCGAUGA